Lactuca virosa is the source of this 1953-nucleotide messenger RNA. NCBI's taxonomy places the organism in Eukaryota, Viridiplantae, Streptophyta, Magnoliopsida, Asterales, Asteraceae. The record is from the annotation of a GenBank genome assembly.
AUGGGUUUAAACAUAGAAGUGGAGGACAAUUCGGGUCCGGGUCAUGCUCAGCCAGAAACCACCACCAUUUCUAUAUUAGUUCCGUCGGAAACAAUGGGGACACAGCCACAGGAGCUACACGGCGUUUGUCUACCGCCGCAGAAAACUACUUUUCAGAAACUCCGGCACAAACUCUCGGAGAUUUUCUUCCCUGACGAUCCACUCCACGGAUUAAAAAACCAAACACGCUUAAACAAAAUCCUCUUCGCUCUUCACUUCGUCUUCCCAAUCUUUCAGUGGGCACCUAAUUAUAAUCUAACCCUCUUCCGCUCAGACGUCGUUUCUGGUCUCACAAUUGCCAGCCUUGCCAUACCUCAGGGAAUAAGUUAUGCAAAGCUUGCAAAUCUGCCUCCUGUAAUUGGCCUCUAUUCAAGCUUUGUGCCGCCAUUGAUAUAUGCUGUACUUGGGAGUUCUAAACAUCUAGCGGUCGGGCCGGUUUCCAUAGCUUCAAUGGUGAUGGGAACAAUGUUGAACGACGCCGUUUCUUACACCUUAAACCCAGUUCUCUACCUUAAAUUGGCUUUCACUGCUACUUUCUUCGCUGGCCUCUUUCAAGCUUCUCUUGGCUUUCUCAGGUUAGGUUUUUUAAUCGAUUUUUUAUCGAAGGCGACACUUGUUGGUUUCAUGGCUGGGGCAGCUGUCAUUGUCUCCAUGCAACAACUCAAAGGGCUACUUGGGAUUGUCAAUUUCACUAGCAAAAUGCAAAUAAUUCCCGUUUUAUCGUCUGUUAUCGAGCGAAGAGACGAGUGGUCUUGGCAUGCUAUUAUGAUGGGCUUUAGCUUUUUGGCAUGUUUACUGACUACAAGGCAAAUUGGAUUGCGAAAACCAAAACUCUUUUGGAUAUCAGCAGCAGCUCCAUUGACAUUAGUUAUUUUGUCAACUCUUAUAGUCGCUCUUUUCAAAUCAAAGCUUCAUAACAUUGCAACUAUUGGUCAGUUAAAGAAGGGUUUGAAUCCAUCCUCGUUAGACAUGCUCUAUUUUCAUGGAGAAUUUCUAGCUGUUGCAGUCAAAACCGGCGCUGUUACUGGCCUAUUAUCCCUUACAGAAGGGAUUGCAGUUGGAAGAACGUUCGCAUCGUUUAAGAACUACCAAGUCGAUGGAAACAAAGAAAUGAUAGCGAUCGGACUUAUGAACAUGGCCGGUUCUUGCUCCUCUUGUUAUGUCACUACAGGGUCGUUUUCCCGAUCAGCUGUGAAUGAAAAUGCAGGGGGGCAAACAGCAAUGUCCAACAUUGUAAUGGCAUUAACAGUACUUGUAACACUCUUGUUCUUGAUGCCCCUCUUUAGAUACACCCCAGAUCUAAUAUUGGCUGCAAUCAUUGUCACUGCUGUGAUUGGACUAAUGGAUUAUCAAAGUGCAUUUCGUCUUUGGAAAGUUGAUAAACUCGAUUUUGUAGCAUGCUUAUCGUCCUUCUUAGGUGUUCUAUUCGUCUCAGUCCCUGUUGGCCUUGCAGUCGCGGUGGGAGUUUCGGUAUUUAAAAUAUUGUUACACGUGACACGACCAAAUACGGGUGUCCUAGGAAAUAUUCCGGGCACCCAAAUCUAUCAAGAUCUUGAUCGAUAUAGAGAAGCUCGAAGGGUGCCUUCGUUUUUUAUACUUGGUAUUGAGGCUCCAAUCUACUUUGCUAAUUCGACUUAUCUACAAGAAAGGAUGUUGAGAUGGUUAAGGGAGGAGGAAGAUUGGAUUGCGGCAAACAAUGGCAGUACUCUAAAGUGUGUCAUCAUAGACAUGACUGCUGUGACGGCCAUGGACACAAGCGGCCUUGCCAUGGUGAACGAGCUCAAAAGGAUGUUAGAAAAGGCGAUCCCUUCAGCUUGUGUUGACAAAUCCAGUAGGAAGUGUGAUGGAAAAGCUACACAAAUCGAACAGUUUGAAGUCGUUUGGGUCGGACGGAUUGUAUAUCACUGUUGGUGA